Molecule: messenger RNA, 1631 nt
Organism: Emiliania huxleyi CCMP1516
Lineage: Eukaryota; Haptophyta; Isochrysidales; Noelaerhabdaceae
Exons: 4
Coding region: 135-1472 (445 amino acids)
Biological process (GO): DNA-templated transcription
Source: RefSeq, a predicted model, not a curated record
ACCAGCUCAGGCUCAACCACGCCGACAGCGGGGUGCAGACAGCCGCCAAGAAGAUCGUGCGUGAGUGGAGAGCGGCGCUGAAGGGCCCCGCCUCCCAAGCCGCCGCCUCUGCCGCCACAGCCGCCGCCUCUGCGAUGCCGUUCGACGGCGGCUCGUUGGGAAGAGGCGAGGAAGCAGCUCCGGGGCGGUUCAGCCGGCUGACCCAAUGGUCUGCUUCGGCCACGGUGCUGUCCCAAGCCGCCUUUCCCCUUGGGGGCGACGAGGCCGCGCAGCUGUCGCGAUCGAUCGAGCAGGCCGUGGCGGCGGAGCAGGAGGCCGCCGCCGCGGCGCGGGAUGCGGGGAGGGCGGCGGCGGCGGCGGCGGAGGCGGCCAAGCAGGCGGUGGAGAAGGCGGAGAGGGCGGCGGCGGCGGAGCAGGCGGCGGCGGAGAGGGCGGCGGAGGAGCGGGCGGCGGCAGACAGGGCCGACGCUUUUCGCGUGGCCGCCGAGAUUGCGGAGGCCAUCUUUGCGAGCGAAGCCUUGGACGACGUGGGCAGGGCCGGAAAGGUGCGCACCCUGGCUGUGAGCUUGAGCCAGCGCCGCAACGGGCAGCUGCGCUCGCGCGUGCGCAGAGGAAGCCUUACUGCGAAGCGGCUGCUUGAGAUGAGCCCCGAGGAUCUCGCGCCGCCCGAGAGGCAGGUGCAGCGCGAGCGGGCGCGAGCCGAUGCGAAGCGGAAGGCCAUCAUCCCAGGCCACGCUGCCGGACGCUUCGGCGUCUCCUACGCGGGCGCCGCCGCGGAGCACGCCGGCCGGCGGCAGGAGGAGACGCCGGACAAGGUCGCACGGCGGCGCGCCGCGAUGCUGCCGCCAUCACUCGAGUCGCCGUGCGCGUCGCCGCUGGCGGCGGGCGGCGCGGGGCCGUCGAGCGCAGGCGCGAGCAGAGAGGAGGGCUGUCGCUCGGAGAAGGAGGUGGAGGGGGACGGGUUCUGGGGUGAACGGACGUGGGCGGAGAAGGACGCGGCACUCCGCGCCGCAGCCGUCAUUCUCGACGACGACGGCGGAGUCGGUGCAGGAGUCGCCGCCGAAGCGGCGGCGAAGACUGCCGCCACAGCGGCUGCGACCGCCGUGCACUUGCCGUCGCCUCUUCCCCGCGGGCGGAAGCGGGGACGUCCACCGACGUCGGAAUUCGCGAGCCAGCCACCGACGGAGCGCACGGAGGGUGGAGCGGCGGGCGCGGUCGCGCCAAGGGUUGCGCCGAGGGUUCCGCAAGUAGUGGAGCUCGUGCGAUCGGCGCCCGACGGCGCUGCCCCUCCCGCGGGUACCGCCGUGGGCGCAUCAGCAUGUGUGGAGGCGAUGAGCGACUCGGAGGAGGAGAAGGAGGGGCUGCCGGCGGGCGUCCCGGAGGAGAGCCGGCCUCUGCUGGAGCGGAGCCGGCCCGGACUCGCCGCGGCGUUGGCGGAGAAGCUUCGCAGCGCAGAGUAUGAGACGACUUGACUCAGUUGCCUGAUCCCACCACAGUACGUUUCUGUUUGUUUCUCAUGCUGUCGCUUGAGACAUAGUACUGUCGCUGAGAGCUCGGUUUAGUAGAGUAGAUAUAGGGGAAGACAGUGUCAGAGAGAGAGAGAGGAUUUUUUGAAAACCAACAAGAAAUCA